Molecule: messenger RNA, 1901 nt
Organism: Solenopsis invicta (red fire ant)
Lineage: Eukaryota; Metazoa; Arthropoda; Insecta; Hymenoptera; Formicidae
Gene: slf
Exons: 4
Coding region: 147-845 (232 amino acids)
Source: RefSeq, a predicted model, not a curated record
GGGAUAAGAUUGCGGCCUGGUGGGGACCAUUUCUAUAUAAUCGACGGUGAAGGUGCCUGUCUCUUCAUAUCCUAUCAGUGACCACGUUUCUUUAACCGCUGUCUUCCAAGUCUAUCCGUAUUUUUCCAAGAGACAAGUGAUACAAGAUGAUGCUGGUGCCGCUGGCCGUAGUGCUCCUCGCGGCGUUCGCCAACGCCGAGCCAGCGAUCAAUGAAGCCCGACCGCACAGUAACCGACCUGGAAGAUUCUUGUCUCUUCCGAUACCGCAAAAGUGCGCAAAUCGGCCGAAGCAGUUUAACUUCCGAGGGCACAACUAUUUCUACAGCGGGCAUGUGCCGGCUCACGCCAAUCAAAAGGUGGACUGGUUAGACGCUAGAAACAUUUGCAGGGAGUACUGCAUGGAUCUCAUUUCGAUGGAAACCCAAGAAGAGAAUAAUAUGAUCUUUAGGCUCAUCCAGCAGAACGACGUUCCUUACAUUUGGACGUCUGGACGUCUUUGCGACUUCAAGGGCUGCGAAAAUCGACCUGACUUAGAGCCCAAGGCCCUGUACGGCUGGUUCUGGUCGGCGAACCGUGAGAAGAUGACACCCACCAACCAGGCGCCGAAUGGUUGGAGCUUUAACCCAUGGUCACAGACCGGCCACAAGAAGGUCAGGCAGCCAGACAACGCCGAGUAUGAUAUCAACGGCACCAACGAAUCCUGCAUGUCCGUCCUGAACAACGUUUACAACGACGGCAUCGCCUGGCAUGACGUCGCGUGUUACCAUGAGAAACCAUUCGUCUGCGAGGACUCUGAGGAGUUGCUCAACUACGUGGCCAGCACCAACCGCGGUAUUCGCCUCUAAAGCGAUCGCGGUCAGCCGACACCUACGUGGUGAUCACGCGAUCGUCCAUCAGCAUCAUAUCAGCACACACUUUCCUUCUAUACUUCCCGUCGCGUAGCCGACGAGACACGUGCCAAAUAGGAACGCGGGAUUUCUACGUGGCGAUUUUUGGUUCUCGGAUGAUCUCAGAGAAUCUAUUACAAUCGUGUUGUCAGAAUAAAAGAGAAACUUCGUGAUGUUUCCCUAAUUAAAAUUACAAUGUACAAACGAUAUUCUUUUAUAAAUAUAAUUUUUAUAAAUAUACUUCGGUUUUUAAUCAAGUAUCAUCCGAAAUAAAAAUUAGAAUUGUAAUUUUGUAAUCUAUUCUUCUGUUUUUUAUCGUUUUCUUUUUAUUAAUUUAUAUAUUUCAUUGCCGAUCUUUUGUAUUUCUAUGAUUACGUAUGGUGUGUUUUCAGUCUAUUUUUUUAUUAUACAAGUGACUUUCUUAUUUUACGGAAAAUUUUUAAUUAAUAUGAUCAUUGGAGAAUUAUUUAUAGCAAUUUAUAAAGAAUAAAAGCGAUUUGUGGAAUAUCAUGCGCGGAUAUAUGAGAUAUCAAUAAUUUGUUUAAAUUUGUGUUUUAUUCUAAUAAUUAUAACAAACGUGGAAUUUUGGAAAUGACAUGUUAAGAGUUUUUCGAAUAAAAGUGAAAGUGUAGAAUGAUUGCGAGUAAUUCAUGUCAAGUACUUAUCGUAUAGUUAUUGAUUCAAUUUAUACUUAUUCGGUGCUACAAAUUUAACAUGCUACAUUUGUACGAAAAUAAAAUUAUCUAUUUACUGGAAUUGUACUUAUAAAAGUUUCUAGUGUAUGAAAAAAUGUAUUGUUGGGAUUAUAUUAAUUGAACAAACGUGUCUCGUCGUUGCGCUCUUUCUGCACUCAUCGUAUCGAAGAAACUCCACAAUAAUUUUAUAUUUUGUUUAAUUUGUAAUCACGGUAUCCGCUGAAGAGAGUAAUUAAUUGUGUACAUGUAUUUAUUGAUAUAAAUUUGGCUGGCAGUCUCUGUAUGUACAUUUAUGAAUAAACGUUAAUCUUACAUAAAU